CACAGAAAUUCAUAAUAAUUACUGAUGCUGGCAGUAAACAUUGCACAUAGAAGUUCAGAAAGAGAAUUCUGCUUCGUAGAAGGUUGUUUCUAUCACUUACCAUACUCACUCUAGUUCACUCUGCUAUAGACGCAUAUGUAUACCAGAGUGGGCGAGCCUUAUGUUCUUUUGUCAUCAUAGUAUCCUAGCAACCUGUAGUUUAUUUAGUUAAAUUUUUUUCCUGUGUCACAUUGAUGCAUUGAUUUUUAAGUUCCUAAAAGUAAAAACACCCUAUCAGGAUUUCCAAUCUUAAAAAGAAUUUAGUAAUAUCUAUUGAUUGUACCUACCUAGAAUUAAAGUGGUAGCAAAAUGGAGUUCACAACCUCACAGAUGGAAAAGUUGGUAGAUUUGCUCAGACAACCUGAGCCUGAAGUUUUACAAGGAGAUGAUCUUCCUUCCACUAAAUAUGAUAUUUCUACGACGAGGGAAAACAAAAGCUCUUUAGACUUUCAAACGAAUACAACACCUAAAACGAUUGAAGAAUAUGAACAACAAGAGGCCGAAGAAGCUGAACAAAUGGGCAAGGUUGGCUUCGGCGCAGGAGAUAGGAAAACUCCGGCUUACACUAUGAAUUACCUACAGUCCGUCAGUGCGGAGGAUGUCUUUCUACAGAUGGGACCGAAAACGCCAUCAUCAGCUAGCUGUGAAAAUCUCGUCGUGAGAGUGAAGAUGCCUGGAGAUAAAAAGGAGAACGUGGACUUAUCCGUCGACAUCUCCAGCGUCACGAUUAACUCUUCUCGAUACCACCUGAGCCUUCCCUUGCCGCACGACAUCAACCCUGAUACGUCCAGAGCGACCUGGGACCCUGAGGAGGAAACAUUGGUUCUCACACUAAAACUGGAAAGAGAAUUUGACUUUAUUAAUUUUUAAACACAUUAACAGUCAAUAAAGUAUGAGAAGUGGGUAAA
Molecule: messenger RNA, 947 nt
Organism: Maniola jurtina (meadow brown)
Lineage: Eukaryota; Metazoa; Arthropoda; Insecta; Lepidoptera; Nymphalidae
Gene: Dnaaf6
Product: dynein axonemal assembly factor 6
Exons: 3
Coding region: 349-909 (186 amino acids)
Biological process (GO): axonemal dynein complex assembly
Cellular component (GO): cytoplasm
Molecular function (GO): protein-folding chaperone binding; dynein intermediate chain binding
Source: RefSeq, a predicted model, not a curated record